Molecule: messenger RNA, 1293 nt
Organism: Naumovozyma dairenensis CBS 421
Lineage: Eukaryota; Fungi; Ascomycota; Saccharomycetes; Saccharomycetales; Saccharomycetaceae
Gene: SWD1
Product: COMPASS subunit protein SWD1
Exons: 1
Coding region: 1-1293 (430 amino acids)
Cellular component (GO): Set1C/COMPASS complex
Molecular function (GO): protein binding
Source: RefSeq, a predicted model, not a curated record
AUGAAUUUACUUCUGCAAGAUCCAUUUUCUGUGUUGAAAGAAUAUCCUGAGAAAUUAACAUUUACAUUGGAGAACCCGUUAAGAACAGAAUGCUUGGAAUUUAGUACUUGUGGUAAUUAUUUAGCAUUGGGAUGCUCCAACGGAGACGUUGUCAUUUACGAUAUGGAUACCCUCAGACCUAUUACAGUCCUUGGGAGUGAAAGUGGUGCACAUGUAAGAUCAGUACAAUCGUUAUCUUGGUCACCUGAUGGAAGGUAUAUAAUAACUGGAUCUAGGGAUUGGUGUGUAAAAUUAUGGGAUUUGAACAAACCGGAAAGGCCGUAUAGAGAGACGUUAUUCGAAGGUCCAAUUUGGAAUUGUAAAUGGCUUGAUGCUGAAAACUUACGGUGCGUUGCAACUGUUUCAGAGGAGGACCAUGUCUUUAUGAUUGACUUUAAUCAUGAAACUCCCAUAAUUCAUCAGAUAAGGAUAGAAGAGGAUAUUGAAUCCAAUAAAGGACAUGUAUUGACGUGCUGCGUUAAUCCUAACUUCCCUGAUGUUAUAAUAACGGGCACCUCGAAAGGAUGGUUAAGUUUAUUAAAAAUAGACAAUCAUCAGAUGGAUAACAAUGCAUUUACCUUUUCAUCAUUGUAUUCCACCAAAAUUGUUAAUUCAAAUAUAAAGGAUAUCAUAAUUUCACAAAAUGGUGAUCGUCUCGCAGUAAAUUCAUCUGAUAGAACGAUAAGACAGUAUGCUGUACAAAUGUCCGAAGACUUAAAAUUCGUGACAGUGGAUCUAGAACAUAGAUACCAAGAUGUUAUCAACAAGUUGCAAUGGAAUUGUAUCUUUUUCAGUAAUGGUUCAGCAGAAUACUUGGUGGCGUCCACGCAUGGAUCUUCUACUCGUGAAUUAUACCUCUGGGAGACUGGUUCAGGUACAUUGGUACGUGUACUUGAAGGAGCUGAAGAAGAAUUGAUGGAUAUCAAUUGGAAUUUUUAUAACAUGUGUAUAGCCAGCAACGGGUUUGAAUCUGGCUAUGUUUAUAUCUGGUCAAUAGUAAUACCACCAAAGUGGAGUGCAUUAGCGCCUGACUUCGAGGAAAUAGAAGAAAACAUUGAAUAUCAAGAGAAAGAAGAUGAAUUCGACCAAGUAGGAGAACUGGAACAGCAGCAUGAGUUGAUACAGGCAGAAGAAGUCCCAAUAGAUCUGACAACCAAAGAACGUUACGAUGUCAGGGGAAACGAUCUUUUAAGACAAGACUUCGUUAUUCCCAUGGACUAUCAACGUAUCCUACUUAUGCAUUCAAAAAAAUAA